GUGUGUGAGCCCACCAAGAAACUGGCCUAGUGUCGUUACUUCCGUGACGUUACCUGGACCUUCACCACCUUUCCUGACAACGCGACGCAGCAGAUCAUACACUGCGUAUGUCCCAAGAACUCGGUAACGUAUAUCAUCAAGAGGCCUGCCUACUGGACUGGCCAGGGCGUUGGGUUUCACUACAGCUUCGCCUGUUCUCCCCAGAGUCGGCUGCGAUGUAAGCAAGAGCCAUGUCGUCUCUUCACCGUGAAGAAGCGACCCCAGUUCGAAGAAGUGAACACCAAGACGUUGUAUCAGUGUCCCCACGCCCACAACUGCCCCCUGCACCACUUGGAUCCCGGUGUCAUCCCAGGCAAGACCUACACAGAGGACGCCAUACGCACCUACGGUGGCUAUUGCAUGUGAUCCGGCAGUAAACUCCACCGGCUUCGUGAGACUUCUCUGAGCUGGUGUUGCAUGUAGCCAGACACAAUGCUGCUGCCAGAGUGGCAGUUGGAGCACCAGUGUGUGCUAGCGUUGUUUGACCGCCUCUGGCUACAAGUAGCCCAGAGUGCCAUUAGUCUUCAGCUCCUGAAGCCAUUGUAGUCUCAAGCCUCUGGAUUCCUCCAGCUACAAAAGGUGUUCUUUAUUACAAUGAAGAGUGCGGGUGGAGAAGAGCCUUCAGCGGGGCCUCCUAUGCCUCCGCUCCUGUACCUGACAUGCUACGUUUGCCUGCCCUCUUGCGUCCCUCUGUCCCUAGCUCGCGGAGUUAUAUCCAGCAAACACACAUACCGUUAUGUAUAUGUUAUAGUGAUGUGAUAACG
Messenger RNA from Procambarus clarkii (red swamp crayfish), 803 nucleotides. The record is from RefSeq and is a predicted model, not a curated record. NCBI's taxonomy places the organism in Eukaryota, Metazoa, Arthropoda, Malacostraca, Decapoda, Cambaridae.